AUGGCGGGACAGCAAUCAAGUUUCGAAUUUGUGAAUGAAAUUCCUAAAAAAGUGAAUAAAACCAGAAAAUCGCGCCCGGCGCGCGUGUUCGCGCCUAAAUUUGUAGUCUCAAAAAAGAGUGCACGACAAAACGCUAGAAGACAGCUUAGUAGUGCCGGGAAACAUGUGUCGAAUUUGCCCAGAGUCCACGGCCACAACUCAAAGAUACCACGACUGGUGAAGGCAAACAAUGAAAAGCAACAACCAUUAUCCGAUGAGCCUGAGGCCGACGAGUUUGCCGGAGACGUGGAGGAGCCCGACAGCGCCGCGGACUCCGGCACCGACGUCGGACUCCUGGACGACAAUGACGGCCCGCAUGAUGGUGGUGGCGAGAUCCAGAGUGGAUUUGGUGACGACGAUCGCAUCUCACCAGUGCCCGAGGUGCCGCCAAAAUUGGUAACAUACCAGUUAAACAAGAUCUCCGCUCUGGGCAUUGCGGACUUAGGGCUGUUAUCCGCCAACGUGAAUCAGCUACACAACCUUCUAGAUUCUUCGAACACCCAGCCGUAUUAUUACUUCAACUUGACCCUAAUCGCCGCUAGCAUUAUUCUGCAAAUCGCUGUGGGCCUCGGCAUCGUCAUGAACAACUUCUACAAAGUCCUUAAAAAGGACACAUACAAAGCGGGCAUUAUCAACGACAUGACCGUGGUGGGUGUGUUUCUGGUCACCGUCUUGAAUUUGUUUAUCACGUCGUUUGGCAUGGCGACUUCGCUCUAGUCGCCGACACGUGACUCCCCACGACAUCUAGCGACUAUAAACUCAAACUUUAAGUCUUAAUUCUCUUUUACCACACUGCUAUUUCACCUAUUGUAUCUCAAUUGUUGCUGAAAAGGUGCUCAUGGUUGGAAAGUUGGAAGUUAAGAGACCACGAGGACGAAACCCCAAAAGAUGGAUUGACCAGAUUUCCAGUGCGUUGAAUGUUUCCAUUAAUACAGCAUUCCAUCAGGCAAAAGACCGAAGCCGGCGGAUAAACAUCACAGUGAAGAUAAUUGAGAGUCACGAUCCUCAAUAAUGAGUAACAAAUCUUAUGUACUUACUUAUGAGCUAUGUUUAAGGUAAAUUAUAUUAUUUUACUCUUAUAAAGUAGUACAAUUUAGAUGUAAUAUGAAUCUCCUCCGACAUUAUCACAAAUAUAUUUAAGUUUAGAAUUAUACGCUCA
Messenger RNA from Manduca sexta (tobacco hornworm), 1198 nucleotides. RefSeq lists its product as uncharacterized. Bases 1 to 756 code for a protein of 251 amino acids. The record is from RefSeq and is a predicted model, not a curated record. Gene Ontology annotation, biological process: tissue regeneration; cell adhesion. Lineage: Eukaryota; Metazoa; Arthropoda; Insecta; Lepidoptera; Sphingidae. Gene Ontology annotation, cellular component: membrane. The transcript is spliced from 6 exons.